AUGGCAGAUGAGUGGUGGAGCUCGACGCGUACUGUCGACGACGGCGGGUCGCCCUGCUCCACAGCUCCGGCCACGGACCAACUGGACGCUGCCGCCCCGCCAUCCUUCCUCGCUGAUCCACCCCAUCAUAUGGACUGGACGCAAGCCUACAUCUACAUGGGCGGGAGAGCGUCGGCGCCGGCGGCAGAGGCGGCGACCACCAGCUUCAACGCACUGCUCCGCCAGCUCCACGGCGACGUCGCCGAUCGCCACUUCCUUCUUGGUCAGCAGCUCCGCGCUGACGGCGCGGCGCCCGUGGCGGCAGCGUCGCAGAGCGCGUCGUCCCUGUACGCUGGCGGCAACCAGCUGUACUCCAGCUACGGCGGCGACGUGCCGGCGGCAGCGCUGAUGACGAAACCGCCGUUCCCGCAGCAGGAAUUCUUUGGCUCGUCGACGCGGAAUCUCGGCGACAUGCCGGCAGCACCGCCCAUGACGACCAAGCCGCUUCUCUUGCAAACCUUAGAGCAAAAGGCUUUCAAGUCCCAUAAGGAACCUGCACAAGACGCUUGCUCCUCGGCGACGAGAAGUGUUCCCGGCUCGCCUGUGCCGGCGAAGAAGCCCCGUGUCGCGACGCCGUCUCCUUUGCCGACCUUCAAGGUGAGAAAAGAGAAGCUCGGGGACAGAAUCACUGCUCUCCAGCAACUAGUCUCGCCUUUUGGAAAGACGGAUACCGCAUCAGUUCUUCACGAGGCCAUCGAAUAUAUUAGGUUCCUGCACGAUCAAGUAGCUUCCCUGAGCUCUCCCUACCUGAGGUAUGGACGGCCUAUGCAGCAGCUACAACAACAACAGGACGGCGACGAGGCGAAGGAGGACCUACGAAGUCGAGGGCUGUGCGUUGUCCCGGUGGCGAGCACUACUUAUGCAGUGGCUGCUAGCGAGACAGUGCCGGCAGAGUUCUGGCCCCCUACCUUUGGGGGCACAUUACGUUAG
Miscanthus lutarioriparius is the source of this 969-nucleotide messenger RNA. NCBI's taxonomy places the organism in Eukaryota, Viridiplantae, Streptophyta, Magnoliopsida, Poales, Poaceae. The record is from the annotation of a GenBank genome assembly.